Branchiostoma floridae (Florida lancelet) is the source of this 625-nucleotide messenger RNA. Its product is annotated as dickkopf-related protein 3-like. The transcript is spliced from 3 exons. The coding region runs from base 97 to 378 and encodes 93 amino acids. NCBI's taxonomy places the organism in Eukaryota, Metazoa, Chordata, Leptocardii, Amphioxiformes, Branchiostomatidae. The record is from RefSeq and is a predicted model, not a curated record.
ACACUAUCUAUAAAAGUGCGUGUGGUCCUACGUGACCACCUCCUUCGUAUCCAAUCCUGAACAGAAGAAAUCCGUUCGUGUCAGAAACUCUGCAAAAUGAAGACUGCUCUGUUUUUCCUGGCUUUCAUUGCUGUGGCUGCGGCCCAGUUCUGGCACCCUUUGGCCCCAUGCGCAGGCGACCAUGAGUGCCCAAUGAUGGGAUACUGCUGCCGUUACAACAAUGUUAUCUUCCAGAAUCUCUGUGAGCUGAGGCCCCAGCAGGGCUGGCCAUGUGACGUCACUGGAGUGACCAGCUGCCCCUGUACCGACGGGCUCGUCUGCAAGCUGAUGGCGGGAAGCAUGACGCAGGCCACCUGCCAACUGGAAGUUGAGGCUUAAGACCAUCGAAAGACUAGAUAUUUGAAGUACUCAUGAAGUGAUGAUGAACUAUAACUUUGCUGUUGUUUGAAAUGUCCAGUUGCCAGUAUGCUUCGGUUAUCACUAAACGACUGACCGCCAUAUUGGUCUGUGAGGUGAUUUUAAAGGACAGCGAAGUUACCAGCUUUCAUCAUCACGAGUUGUUUCAUGUAUCUCUGGUGUGACUAUUGCAGGAAACCAUCUGAAAAUAAAGCAGUACGAAUGUACA